Molecule: messenger RNA, 3380 nt
Organism: Hypanus sabinus (Atlantic stingray)
Lineage: Eukaryota; Metazoa; Chordata; Chondrichthyes; Myliobatiformes; Dasyatidae
Product: RNA-binding protein 44-like
Exons: 14
Coding region: 1-2988 (995 amino acids)
Molecular function (GO): RNA binding
Source: RefSeq, a predicted model, not a curated record
AUGGAUUUGAUGAAAGAGAACGGAGAUGUCUCCAAUCUGUCCUUGGACACAGAAUUUGAGAUGUACAGGAAGCUGAGCGAAAUACCUUUACAAGAAGCCUCUAGUGACUGCUUCCAAGAAUUUGACCAGAAAACUCAGCAUCAGUACAUUCCUGAAUAUAAGUAUUCUGCAACAUCUGAUACCUUAGAUAUGGAACCAUCUGCUGGUUAUCACAGUACAAAUAGCACAGAAAGCCAUUACUUUUUUGAUUUUGAUUAUUUAAGCCAUGGAGAAAUUUCCCCAGAAGUACAAAGUCCAACAGGCUAUCCAUUAGAAUCAUUUCAAUUAGCACAUUGCUCUGAUCCAGCUGAAGAUGUAGAUGAGACUUCAUUCCUUUCUGCUGUUACUUCAACGCAGCAAUCAUUUGUACUUGAAAAUAAUGAGACAUCUGCUUCCCAACCUGUAGAAAAUAGAGUGUUGCUUGUAGAAUGUCAAUCUACUGGGAUCCCAGCGCAAAAUAGUGAUAGUGUAUUUGGCGAUAGCAAUAUUGAAGAUUCUAUUGGGAGCAAAUCUGAACCAGUAAACAGUAGAAAUAAUAGAGACCUGAAGAAUGAAGUAUUAUUGGAAACAGCACAUCAAAAUGCACAAUGUUUCCCUUUCCAAACAGCAGAAAUUGGAAGUGAUCAACCUGUCUGUAGUAUAUCAACAAAACUUGAAACUGACAGUCAAGUACCAUUGGAGUUACUUAAUGUGAUGUCUGGAAUUUCUGUUAAUGCAGUUUCCAGAACUCAGGAUACCUUACAGAAUCAAGGUGACCAAAGACAAAAUAAUACAGUAUCCAUAUGUGUGGAUUCAAAUCGAAGAUGGGAAAAAUCCUGUGAACUUUUGGACAGUUCAGAUCAGCUGAAUUUAUUGGAGGACUCCUUUGUAUCAGCUGUAGGUGAUAGUAUUGCAAGUAUGAUGGUGGGAGAGUGUUGCCCUGAUAGAACUGUCCGAAUGAAUGAUGCUUUUGGAUCAUUAAGGAUGGCUGGGGACAAUAAUAAAUCUACAAAAUGUGUCCACCAUUCACCAGAUAUGACACCUUCAAGAAGUACUACCAUGUUUCAAAGUACUUGCAUUGAAACCCAAAUGAAAUGUGAUUGCACAUUCGGCAAAGACACGAGUGAUUUAAUUAUGAAGGUUGAUCAAACUGUUGAUGCUGGCACUGAUUUCAGAGCUGAUUUCACUAUGGAUAAAGCCACAACAGCUACGAUCUCUGUUGUUGACCGAGCUAACAACACAGACAUAAUUUUGAUGAGCAAAAAUAGACCAACUCUAGGUCAAAAUAAAACACAUGGAACUGUAGCUUGUAAUACCAAAUGGUCCACUGGUGAAUCAAUUAUGAAACAUCAAAGCACCCAGACGGUUAUGGUCAAUACAGAGGAGAAAUGCACCAAUACUGUCUCACAAAUAACAGAGUUUAAUAUAAGCGAAAAGGAAUUGGUCAAUAACAGAUGUAAAACCAAACUGAAGAAAGUUCCGGGUGAACUUAAAGAGUUAAAGAAAUUAAGUAAAAGUGUAGGGCUAAAACAUCAGGGUUCAGUUUACCAUUCUGUCACCAAAGAUGAAAAUCAUUCAUCAGACUGCUGUUGCUGUAUGAAACAACGAAUGAUGAAGGCAGAGUUACAGCUUUUAAAAAUGCAAUACUGGAUGUGUCGACAGCAUUGCUGGAGAAUUCACAAUGUGGAUAUUGAACAGAGCAUUUUUGGAGACCUGGGGUUCCCAGGAUUUGAAGUAGACACUGACAAUGCAACUGCAUUAUCCUCUGCUUUACAAGAGCUUAAAGAUAACUAUGAGAGCAUAAGGAAGAAAGUGCUAGAAGGAAUAUCUUUGGACAGUCUCCCUUUGCUAUCUGUUGAGUUAAGGAGUCUGCCACAUGCUACAUUUGUUCCGGCUAUGUUGGGAGAGAAAUCACCAUCUUCUCAGGAUCAAAGCUGUUUGAAUUAUAGAAAUGAAGUGGCUUUGAUUGAAGAACUACCUUGUGAAGACCUAGCUAGAAAAAAUUGUGGAGAAGAUGAUAAGCCUGGAGAGCAACCUAAGGAACUUUAUUGUGAUCUUAAUCAACAUGUGUCAGAUAAAGCCGACAGCGUUUGUGAAGAAUCAGUAAAUCAAGCCAAGGACCUUGAAGUAACUGGUGACUGGUUUGAUGCAGAAGAGAAUUUUGUUUCCCCUGGUGACCCUGAACCAACAGAAGGGAAGGUGAAUGAUCAAGGUGGAGCUGUAGCAGCAAUAGGUGAACCAAGAAGCAAUGAAUGUGUUCAUGUUGAUAAAUCUGUGGAAAAAGAGACAGCUCAAACAAGUUAUAUUUAUAUAGAUGGAUUGUCCACAAUAGUAACAGAGGUGGAAUUAAAAAGGCUUUUACAGAAGUACCAUGUGUCAGGUGUUUGGCUUGGUAACUUGCACAAUGAUUACAGGUGUGCAGUUCUGAAAGUUGACUCUCCCGACUUUGCCAAGUUAGCAGUGGAUGAAAUGAAUGGAAGAGAGUAUCAUGGAAUGCCCAUUAAAGUCCAUAUGGUAAAAAUCUCAGGAGAUCACAUGUUAUCUGUACUUAAAAAUCAUCCACCGCUUCCACUGAAGGAACACCACCUGAUGCAAGACCAUGCUACAAAGAAUACCAAAUUCAAAGUGGACAGUCAAUGGGACUCUUAUUCUGAAUUAACAAAGAUUCAUUAUGCAGCUUCUCAUAAGAUGAGCAGACGGACAUAUAAACAGAUGCAGUUUCUACAAGACACCCCCACAGCAACAGGAACAUUCAUUCCCCCAAAUUCUGCUAAUUUGAGUAGUUUCAACAAACUAAUGAAGAUUCUCUUGGUAUCGCACCCUGAAGCAAACAGGAAUGAUAUCAUUGAAGCAUUAAAAGAAGUAAAGGCAAAUAACAAGGGUUUUCUGAGUGGCUUGGCUCUAACCACGAUUGUCAGAUUGGCAUCUGCUAUCUUAAAACGACGGCUGUCUUCAAAUACCAAAAAAUAGAGGUGUUCAUGAAGAAAGACAAACACCACUACUAAGUCCUGACUUCUGUUAAGCUUGAGAUGUUUGUAACCUUGCCUUUCAUUUUUCAUCAGUUUCAUUUUACCUUUGAAGAAAUAAUCCAGACUCGGAGGAUUUUACGUUUGUGGCACAAUGCUUUUUAAUGCUGUUCUGCUAAUUGUGUUGAUUAUUGGACUUGUUAUUGUUUUUGAGCUCCGCCUGUUUUGUGAGCAAGUUGAAUAAAUUGAUGAGAAAUAAAUGAUACGUCCACUGAAGUGCAUUUGCUCAGAAUCACUUUGAAUCGGAGCUUUGCAUAAUAUUUAGUUUCAACUUACAUUCUACAUUAAGAAAAAAAAACUUAAGAUUGAACCUGUUUUUAUAAGUCAGACCUGCUG